This is a messenger RNA of Trichoderma gamsii, 474 nucleotides long. RefSeq lists its product as hypothetical. The record is from RefSeq and is a predicted model, not a curated record. The transcript has 2 exons. NCBI's taxonomy places the organism in Eukaryota, Fungi, Ascomycota, Sordariomycetes, Hypocreales, Hypocreaceae. Bases 1 to 474 code for a protein of 157 amino acids.
AUGGUGGAUCCGCACAGGGCUGGCCGAAGAGGCAAAAGGCGAGACAAAGAGGUUGAGGGCAAGCAACAAAGAGCUGGCCAGUCAGAUGGGCGAUGCGAGUCGGGGCACCGCCGGGCAGGGCUCGCAGCUCGCCCGCUGAUCGGUCCAGCAGGCGCUCUCUCGUGGGCAAUGGCGAUUCGGCACAGCGCGACGCCAGAGCGGCAGGGCGAUGCGUUGCGGCAAUGGAUUGGAGGUUCGUGGAUGCGGAUGCGGGACGUGGAUGCAGAUGCCGGCCACGAGAUGGUGUUUGGCGAUCGGUACCAGCACGAGCUGUGGGCGGCGGGCGGCAGCGCAAGUACCGCUGCUCAGGCCAUACACGAGCUGCUCCUAAGGCUGGUUUGGGGUUUGGGGGAAGCUGAUGCGGUGGAUACAGAGUGCUCACUCCUCAGUGUUGUGUCGGGGAAGGAUUCCAAGCUCUAUGUCAUUUGCAUUUGA